GUCUGUUUCGCUUCCCUUUCCCUCCCUCCCUCACGCUUCUUCCCCUCCCCCUGCUCCCUUUCGUUUACGGUUUCGUACUCUCCCAUCGAGGCCGACCCCUGAGUCUCGAGUGUGGGGUUUGGCUGGUGAAAAAGGAUUGUUGUAGCUGGAAGCAGAGAGGUGUGGGAAAUACUGUUAAUUGAGAGGACAACAGCAUGUCCUCCCUUCCUGGGUGCAUUGGUUUGGAUGCAGCAACAGCUGCAGUGGAGUCUGAAGAGAUUGCAGAACUGCAGCAAGCAGUGGUGGAGGAGCUGGGUAUCUCAAUGGAGGAACUUCGGCAGUUCAUUGAUGAAGAACUAGAAAAGAUGGACUGUGUACAGCAGCGUAAGAAGCAACUAGCAGAGUUGGAAACGUGGGUGAUACAGAAGGAAUCUGAGGUGGCCCAUGUUGACCAGCUCUUUGAUGAUGCAUCCAGGGCAGUGACUAACUGUGAGUCUUUGGUGAAGGACUUUUAUUCCAAACUGGGCCUACAAUACCGGGACAGUAGCUCUGAGGAUGAAGCUUCCCGGCCUACAGAAAUAAUUGAGAUUCCUGAUGAAGAUGAUGAUGUCCUCAGUAUUGAUUCAGGUGAUGCUGGGAGCAGAACUCCCAAAGACCAGAAGCUCCGUGAAGCUAUGGCUGCCUUAAGAAAGUCCGCUCAGGAUGUCCAGAAGUUCAUGGAUGCUGUCAACAAGAAGAGCAGUUCCCAGGAUCUACAUAAAGGGACCUUAAGUCAGAUGUCUGGCGAACUGAGCAAAGAUGGUGACCUUAUAGUUAGCAUGCGCAUCCUGGGCAAGAAGAGAACUAAGACAUGGCACAAAGGCACCCUUAUCGCUAUCCAGACGGUUGGACCAGGAAAGAAGUACAAGGUGAAAUUUGACAACAAAGGGAAGAGUCUCCUGUCGGGGAACCAUAUUGCCUAUGAUUAUCACCCUCCUGCUGACAAGCUCUUUGUGGGCAGUCGAGUGGUAGCCAAGUACAAGGAUGGGAAUCAGGUCUGGCUCUAUGCUGGCAUUGUAGCUGAGACACCAAACGUCAAAAACAAGCUCAGGUUUCUCAUUUUCUUUGAUGAUGGUUAUGCUUCCUAUGUCACACAGUCUGAACUAUAUCCCAUUUGCCGGCCACUGAAAAAGACUUGGGAGGACAUAGAAGACAUCUCCUGCCGGGACUUCAUAGAAGAGUAUAUCACGGCUUACCCCAACCGCCCCAUGGUACUGCUCAAGAGUGGCCAGCUUAUCAAGACUGAAUGGGAAGGCACGUGGUGGAAGUCCCGCGUCGAGGAGGUGGAUGGCAGCCUAGUCAGGAUCCUCUUCCUGGAUGACAAAAGAUGUGAAUGGAUCUAUCGAGGCUCUACGCGGCUAGAGCCCAUGUUCAGUAUGAAGACAUCCUCAGCCUCUGCACUGGAGAAGAAGCAAGGAGGACAGCUCAGGACACGUCCAAAUAUGGGUGCCGUGAGGAGCAAAGGCCCUGUGGUCCAGUACACCCAGGAUCUGACCAGUACUGGGACACAGUUCAAGCCAAUGGAGCCCCUGCAGCCUACAGCCCCUCCUACCCCCCCUGUCCCUCCUGUCCCACCUGCCCCACCUGCACCCCCUCUGUCCCCACAGGCAGGUGACAAUGACAGCUUAGAAAGUCAGCUUGCCCAAUCUCGGAAGCAGGUAGCCAAAAAGAGCACAUCCUUCCGGCCAGGAUCUGUGGGCUCUGGUCAUUCCUCCCCUACAUCUCCAGCACUCAGUGAAAAUGUCCCUGCUGGGAAGCCUGGUAGCAACCAGACAUACAGACCACCGUUAAGCUCAGCAGCCUCUGCCCCAGCAGCACCCCCAGUACCCCCAGCACCUCCCGCCUUCCACGGCAUGCUGGAGCGGGCCCCAGCAGAGCCCUCCUACCGAGCCCCCAUGGAGAAGCUCUUCUACUUACCUCACGUGUGCAGCUACACCUGUCUGUCCCGAGUCAGACCUAUGAGAAGUGCGCAGUACCGGGGCAAGAAUCCUCUGCUGGUCCCACUACUCUAUGACUUCCGGCGGAUGACAGCCCGCCGCCGAGUUAACCGCAAGAUGGGCUUUCAUGUUAUCUAUAAGACACCCUGUGGCCUCUGCCUUCGGACAAUGCAGGAGAUUGAGCGCUAUCUUUUUGAGACUGGCUGUGACUUCCUCUUCCUGGAGAUGUUCUGUUUGGAUCCAUAUGUUCUUGUGGACCGCAAGUUUCAGCCCUAUAAACCUUUUUACUAUAUAUUGGACAUCACUUACGGGAAGGAAGAUGUUCCCCUAUCCUGUGUCAAUGAGAUUGACACAACCCCCCCACCCCAGGUGGCCUACAGUAAGGAACGAAUCCCGGGCAAGGGUGUUUUCAUUAACACGGGCCCAGAAUUUCUGGUCGGUUGUGACUGCAAGGAUGGGUGCCGUGACAAGUCCAAAUGUGCCUGUCAUCAACUAACUAUCCAGGCCACAGCCUGCACCCCGGGCGGCCAGAUCAACCCUAACUCUGGCUACCAGUACAAGAGACUAGAAGAGUGUCUGCCCACAGGAGUCUAUGAGUGUAACAAACGCUGCAAAUGUGACCCAAACAUGUGCACAAACCGGCUGGUGCAGCACGGACUCCAGGUUCGGCUACAGCUGUUCAAGACACAGAACAAGGGCUGGGGUAUCCGCUGCUUGGAUGACAUUGCCAAAGGCUCCUUUGUCUGUAUUUAUGCAGGCAAGAUCCUGACAGAUGACUUUGCAGACAAGGAGGGCCUGGAGAUGGGUGAUGAGUACUUUGCCAAUCUGGACCACAUCGAGAGUGUGGAGAACUUCAAGGAAGGCUAUGAGAGUGAUGCUCCCUGUUCCUCUGAUAGCAGCGGGGUGGACUUGAAAGACCAGGAGGAUGGCAACAGUGGUACAGAAGAUCCUGAAGAGUCCAAUGAUGACAGCUCCGAUGAUAACUUCUGUAAAGAUGAGGACUUCAGCACCAGCUCCGUGUGGCGCAGCUAUGCUACCCGGCGGCAGACCCGGGGCCAAAAGGAGAACGGACUUUCUGAGACCGCUUCCAAGGACUCCCGCCCCCCAGACCUCGGCCCCCCACAUAUUCCUGUCCCUCCAGCAAUUCCUGUAGGUGGUUGCAAUCCGCCUUCCUCUGAAGAGACACCCAAAAACAAGGUGGCCUCGUGGUUGAGCUGCAAUAGUGUCAGUGAAGGUGGCUUUGCUGACUCUGAUAGCCGUUCAUCCUUCAAGACUAGCGAAGGUGGGGAAGGCCGGGCUGGGGGAGGCAAAGGGGAGGCUGAGAAGGCCUCCACCUCAGGGCUGGGCUUCAAGGAUGAGGGAGACAUCAAGCAGCCCAAGAAAGAGGACCCUGAUGACCGAAACAAGAUGUCAAUAGUUACUGAAACCUCUCGAAAUUAUGGUUACAAUCCUUCUCCCAUGAAGCUUGAAGGACUUCGCCGCCCACCUAGUAAGACUAGUAUGCAUCAGAGCCGACGACUCAUGGCCUCUGCUCAGUCCAAUGCUGAUGUAAGUGGCCUUCUCCCUCAAGCUGUACCUCACCUCUUCAGGGCCUUACUGAUAAUUACCAAUAAAUGCCUUGGUUCUUUGGCUGUGACUUCUUGCUUCCUUUUCCUUCAGCAAGUGUCUCAUCUUUCUCUUGCUGUACUUAGUUUCUUCCUACCUAACUGUAGAAAGAGCAAGAACUUGAAUGGGUCCUCUCCAUUUAUUCGUCUUUCUUCUCACCUUUGUGUUUCCCAGGAUGUGUUAACAUUGUCUAGCAGCACAGAAAGUGAGGGGGAAAGUGGGACGAGCCGGAAGCCCACCACUGGUCAGACUUCAGCCACAGCAAUGGAUAGCGAUGAUAUCCAGACCAUCUCCUCUGGCUCCGAAGCGGAUGACUUUGAGGACAAGAAGAACAUGUCUGGUCCGACAAAGCGCCAGGUGGCAGUAAAAUCAACCAGAGGUUUUGCUCUGAAGUCCACUCAUGGGAUUGCCAUUAAGUCCACCAACAUGGCAUCUGUGGAAAAGGGGGAGAGUGCACCUGUUCGUAAGAACACACGCCAGUUCUAUGAUGGGGAAGAGUCUUGCUACAUCAUUGAUGCCAAGCUAGAAGGCAACCUCGGCCGCUACCUCAAUCAUAGCUGCAGCCCCAACCUGUUUGUCCAGAAUGUCUUCGUGGAUACUCACGAUCUUCGCUUCCCUUGGGUGGCCUUCUUUGCCAGCAAGAGGAUCCGGGCUGGGACAGAGCUCACUUGGGACUACAACUACGAGGUGGGCAGCGUGGAAGGCAAGGAGCUGCUCUGCUGCUGCGGGGCCAUCGAAUGCAGAGGGCGUCUUCUUUAAAGGAUAGCCUUCUUCUGAACUUUCCGAACCCUCCCUGAACCAUCCUUUCCUCAGGAACCGGGUCUUCCUGACUGUUAAACUCUGACCCCCACGUCUCCAGUCUAGCUCUUCCCCCAGCUCCUAGUAGAUAGAAAUGGGAACUCUGGAUCAGGAGAUCCUUUCCCAUGUGGUGCUAGCAGGCAGGGUCCCUCCUCCCACCUCCUAAAGCAUGGAGGCAGGGAGAGGUUGCCACGCCGACCUGGGCCUGAUAUCCCUUGGUCCUCCUGUGACCCCUCCCUCCCAGCCUAUAUUUGUUCAAGUGUUCAUGCUUCUGACAGACUGUAUUCCUGGAAUGAGGGCUGCAUAUCUACUGUCCUUGAUUUGUAUGGCUUCUUGAACAUCUUUUUAACAAGAUGUUAAAACGAA
Molecule: messenger RNA, 4724 nt
Organism: Mustela lutreola (European mink)
Lineage: Eukaryota; Metazoa; Chordata; Mammalia; Carnivora; Mustelidae
Gene: SETDB1
Product: SET domain bifurcated histone lysine methyltransferase 1
Exons: 21
Coding region: 195-4319 (1374 amino acids)
Biological process (GO): negative regulation of gene expression; heterochromatin organization
Cellular component (GO): nucleus
Molecular function (GO): DNA binding; zinc ion binding; histone H3K9 methyltransferase activity
Source: RefSeq, a predicted model, not a curated record